Molecule: messenger RNA, 3090 nt
Organism: Babesia bigemina
Lineage: Eukaryota; Apicomplexa; Aconoidasida; Piroplasmida; Babesiidae
Product: tetratricopeptide repeat domain containing protein, putative
Exons: 9
Coding region: 1-3090 (1029 amino acids)
Biological process (GO): transcription by RNA polymerase III
Cellular component (GO): transcription factor TFIIIC complex
Molecular function (GO): protein binding
Source: RefSeq, a predicted model, not a curated record
AUGGACGGCUACGUUAGGCGUGAGCGAGCUCCCCUGGAGCUGCUCGACGACGAGCCAGUGGGAGAAUGCAGCGACGCCGAGGUGGACGAGGAGGAGCUGAACGACUUCCUGAUGGGAGAGGCGCUUUCAGGCGCGGAACCCAGACAGAAGCGGCGGCACUCCUUCGCCGACAAGUACCUGCGCAAGCUGAUGCGGAGGAAGCAGAGAGCCAACAAACGCAUGGUUCAGAAGUCUAUCGCAAUACAGAGAAAGAGGCGGAGGCGCAGGACCGCGGCACAUGCCUCCAAACUGACUCCGCAACUGGAGAAACUCAUGCAGGAUGCGACGACGCAGUACCUCUGCGGCAACUUUGGGGAUGCCGUCAAGCUGCUGAAGGAGCUGGUCAGACGCGCGCCGGGGCUACACGACCCGUUCCACAUGCUGGGGCUCAUAUACCAGGAGGAAUACAAGGACCCAGUGACCGCCACGGGGUACUACCUGCUGGCGGCACACCUCGUGCAGACGGACCUCGAGCUCUGGCGGCGCAUCGGUGAAAUGUCGCAGCAAAUCGGCAACAUCGACCAGGCCAUAUACUGCUUCAAGAAAUGCCUCAAAACAAGCGAGGGAGAGCCCAAUGAGGAAGCGAACUUCGCCCUGGCCAUGUGCUACCUGGAAAAGAACGACCAUCACAACGCCAUCAAAAGGUUGCACCUGCUGUUCCAGAUACACCCAGAUGAUGCGUUGCUGUUGAGCGAGCUCACGAAGUCGCUCAUGGCCGUCGGUGAUAAGGAGACGCUGCUAGGGGUGCUGAUGACAUUCUACCGAAGCACCGGCAACAUCGACGUGGCAACGAGCGCGUGCCAGCUGCAGAUUAACCUCAAACUCUAUUCGGAGUGCGUUGAAUUCGUCACCACGGUAACUGAUGCGUUGCAACUCGACAUACUUAACGUGCCGAUGGACAUGCUCGUGUCGUACGCCAUCGCAUCGCUGCACGGCGACAGCUUUCCGAUAAAGGAGUUGAAUGCGAUAUGGGAGGCAGAAGGCGUGUCAGCACAUCGAUACUACGCAGUGGCGAACGCCAUCGCGAACAAGUGCCAAGAAACGGCCCUCAAGUGGUUCAAGAAGGGAUACAGCGCCGACGACCCCGAGACCGUUAACGCCAUGCUGCCCGAGCACGCGAUACAGAUGGCGAGGGCGCUGGUGAUGGUGGACAAAGACCAUGAAACAGCCGUCGGAAUCUUGCAGACAGUGCUGGCGCGCGAGCCGACGAACUCGCAGGUUAUCAUACUGCUGGCUGACAUCCUGGGCGACGCCGGGAAGCACUCCAAGGCCGACGAGCUGCUAGCGCGACUGACGACCACCGACCUGGAUAGACUUAAAAUGAUACAGAAGCCUAUCGACGCGGAGGAACGCGUGUCUGAGAUCAAGAGUCUCGUGGACGCGGUGCAAUCGCUCGUGCUUGAGUGCUUCAGUAUCGUCCACCUCAGGCCGGAUCCGUGUAUAUUGUUGGUGAAGGAUGGGAUGCGGGAUUCCCCCGGGUUUGCAUCUAUCAUGGAGGAAGUUAAUCUCUGGAUUGAUCGCUUCGUAAGGGUGGUCAGCGACUGCGAGCUCGACACGGAGCGCACGUACCAAAAGCUGAGCAACGACAGGCUGAUCAAAUCGCACGCCGAAGAGGCCGUUAGUCUGGAGUACAUGGAUGUGCGCAAGGAAGUCGGGAAAAACUACUCGUUCCUCAAGACCAAAAAGGACCUGGGGUUGCAGUCGGUGGAGGACAUCGUGGGUUGGAAUGGUUACGAGAACCUGCUGAUGUACGCGUCAGCGCUCAUGGCGACGGCGGGGCGUGCCCGAGAGGGCGUGCAGCUGCUCGAAAUCGUCGCAAAUAACAGGAAAAGGUACAAGUCCAACACGGACAUCACGGAGCGAAAACAGCUCCUGUCGACCGUGGAGGAACUCUCCUACCAUCUCAGCUGUUUCGGCGGGAUUUACAAGGUGGCGCUGGUCCACGCGAGGGGCGAACUUGCCAAAAAGGGCAGCCUCAAGAGGUACGGCAUGCUGCUGGCCACCGGCAACCUCGCCAAGGCUGCGCUCGAGCCGCUUUCGUCGUCCUCUGAAAAGGACGCGCUGCUCGAAAACAGGUCAUGGAUAGCCAGGCAGCUGCUACAGAAGCCGCAAAACUACGAGCUGCUCAUGCUGGCAGGGCACUACUGCACCAUGUCCGGCAAGUGGCUCUUCGCCAUCGAGGAGUACAAAAGGGCGCUGAUACAGAGGCCGAACGACUCCGUCGCGGCGCUGUGCCUCGCCACCAGCUAUUUCAACUCGCUCGGGAGCAAAACGAUGGAGUGCACGCAACAUCGCGCGAAGGACACCAAGAAGGGACUGCUGCUCGGCAUGACCUUCCUUCAGUACAGCAUCAAGUUGCGGACCACGCAAACGUCGACGCAUCCGUGCCAUGCGAUAUUCGCCGCGGAGUGUCAAUACAACAUAGCCAGGGCCAUGCACUUCCUCAACCUCGUGCAUAUGGCGGUACCACUGUACGAACAGUGCAUCAACACCAUUAGGGACGCAGAGGAAGAGUUCAAUGGCAUUGAAAGCAGUGACGUGAUCGAGUGCCCGUGCGUCAUAUGCUACAUGAGCCGCAGAAGCGGACACGGCUUCCCGCACGCGACGAGCGAAGUCACUGGCGGAAAGUUCGUCUGGAAUAACGAACGGAAACAGAUUCUGCGGGCGGCGGCAUACAACCUGUUCCUCAUAUACACCUCCAACAAGAACACCGCUCAGGCCGCUGGGAGUAGACAUGUAGCGCAUAAUGCUAAGCACGAAAUACACUUCCGCCUUAAUAGGGGCAUUCUGGGUAACUUCGCGCCGAUUAACGCUCACAGUUUGCCGCAGCGCCAGGCUAGGGCGCUGCGCUCCCGCGCCCUGGUAGCCCAGGCUGAAGAGGCACACUACGUCGUCAGCAACCCCAAAACCGCUGCGGACUGGCCUCCUAAGCACGACCAUGGCGAGCCGAUGACUCUGGAGAAGUGCAAGAAGAUCAUGUACGAUCUCAAUGCGCUGGAGAUGCAUCGAAUGAGGAAUGCGCGCAAAUUCAACGUACUUCGCCUCUCAUAG